AUGUCACAGAAUCGGUCUGGGGUGUUUUCCAACUUGCGCAUGGGUGAAGUCGUCCGAGAGAAAGUCCAAGAUGGACUAACAGGGGAAACGAAAGAGAUACAAUACUCGCAAUGUAAAAUCGUCGGCAAUGGGUCGUUUGGCGUCGUCUUUCAGACCAAAAUGAUGCCCAGCGGCGAAGAUGCUGCCAUCAAGCGGGUUCUUCAAGAUAAGCGGUUCAAGAAUCGUGAAUUGCAGAUCAUGAGGAUUGUCCGCCAUCCCAACAUCGUAGAGCUCAAGGCUUUCUACUACUCAAACGGCGAGAGAAAGGACGAAGUAUACCUCAACCUCGUCUUGGAAUAUGUGCCGGAAACGGUCUAUCGGGCAUCUCGGUAUUUCAACAAACUAAAGACGACCAUGCCCAUGUUGGAGGUGAAGCUCUAUAUCUACCAGUUGUUCCGCUCCCUGGCAUACAUCCAUUCACAAGGCAUCUGUCACCGUGAUAUCAAGCCGCAAAAUUUGCUUCUCGACCCCGCCACUGGUAUCCUGAAACUGUGCGACUUUGGAUCCGCCAAAAUCCUGGUUGAGAACGAACCAAACGUGUCCUACAUAUGCUCUCGCUACUACCGAGCCCCAGAGUUGAUUUUCGGUGCCACGAAUUAUACAACCAAGAUUGACGUAUGGUCUACCGGCUGUGUGAUGGCAGAAUUGAUGCUCGGGCAACCGCUUUUCCCCGGAGAGUCAGGUAUCGAUCAACUGGUCGAAAUCAUCAAGGUUCUUGGUACGCCGACACGGGAGCAAAUCCGCACAAUGAACCCCAACUAUAUGGAACAUAAAUUCCCUCAGAUCAAGCCACACCCCUUUAACAAGGUUUUCCGACGAGCCCCGCACGAGGCUAUUGAUUUGAUCUCCGCGUUGCUGGAAUACACACCCACUCAGCGUCUCUCUGCUAUCGAAGCCAUGUGCCAUCCGUUCUUCGACGAACUCAGGGACCCCAACACCCGGUUACCGGAUUCGCGGCACCCCAACGGAGCGGUCAGGGAUCUUCCCAAUCUCUUCGACUUUUCCAGGCAUGAACUUUCAAUUGCACCUGCGAUGAACAACCGGCUGGUGCCCCCCCAUACACGGCCCGCGCUUGAAGCCCGCGGAUUAUAUAUUGACGAUUUUAAGCCUCUCACAAAAGAGGAGAUGAUGGCCCACCUUGACUGA
Messenger RNA from Aspergillus calidoustus, 1185 nucleotides. Lineage: Eukaryota; Fungi; Ascomycota; Eurotiomycetes; Eurotiales; Aspergillaceae. The record is from the annotation of a GenBank genome assembly.